Messenger RNA from Morone saxatilis (striped sea-bass), 2196 nucleotides. RefSeq names its product PAF1 homolog, Paf1/RNA polymerase II complex component (gene paf1). Gene Ontology annotation, biological process: transcription elongation by RNA polymerase II. NCBI's taxonomy places the organism in Eukaryota, Metazoa, Chordata, Actinopteri, Moronidae. Gene Ontology annotation, molecular function: RNA polymerase II complex binding; chromatin binding. The transcript is spliced from 14 exons. Gene Ontology annotation, cellular component: Cdc73/Paf1 complex. The coding region runs from base 206 to 1813 and encodes 535 amino acids. The record is from RefSeq and is a predicted model, not a curated record.
ACCGCCACCGGGUCACCAUCCUAUCCUGCCGGGUAAAAAUAAAAAUGCAGUACACAUCCUGAUUGAAGUGAAGAUAUCCCGCUUAUAUGUAGUUCUGCAGGAAAAAAAAACAAAAACAAACAACAACUUAUUGUAUCGUUUUACUUGGGUCGAGGGGUUUGUUUGUUGAUUGUUUGUGCAAACAGUUUGAGCACUUUGUCACAACAUGGCUCCAACGAUUCAGACACAAGCUCAACGGGAGGACGGCCACAGUAGGCAGUCCUCUCACAGAACUGUCCCAGAGAGGUCAGGCGUGGUCUGUCGAGUGAAGUACUGCAACAGCCUGCCUGACAUCCCUUUUGACCCCAAAUUCAUCACAUAUCCAUUCGACCAGCACAGAUUUGUACAGUACAAAGCCACUUCUCUAGAGAAGCAGCACAAGCAUGAGCUCCUGACUGAGCCAGACCUGGGGGUCACCAUUGAUCUCAUCAACCCAGACACUUACCGCAUAGACCCCAAUAUAUUGUUGGAUCCUGCUGAUGAGAAACUGUUGGAAGAGGACAUCCAGGCACCAUCCAGCUCGAAGAGGUCACAGCAGCAUGCCAAAGUGGUCCCGUGGAUGAGGAAGACGGAAUAUAUUUCUACAGAGUUUAACAGAUACGGUGUUUCCAAUGAGAAAGUGGAAGUCAAGAUCGGUGUAUCAGUCAAACAGCAGUUUACAGAAGAAGAAAUCUACAAGGACAGAGACAGCCAGAUUUCUGCCAUUGAGAAGACAUUUGAGGAUGCACAGAAAUCGAUUACACAGCACUACAGUAAACCCAGAGUUACUCCUGUGGAGGUACUACCUGUGUUCCCUGACUUCAAGAUGUGGAUCAACCCAUGUGCUCAAGUCAUCUUUGACUCUGAUCCAGCACCUAAAGACAUAUCAGGACCAGCUGGAGUGGAAAUGAUGUCUCAGGCCAUGAUCAGAGGUAUGAUGGAUGAGGAAGGAAAUCAGUUUGUGGCCUACUUCUUGCCCCACGAAGAAACACUUCGCAAGCGCAAGAGAGAUUGCGACGAAGGGAUGGACUAUAUGCCUGAGGAUCUGUAUGAUUACAAGAUAGCCAGGGAGUACAACUGGAAUGUCAAGAACAAAGCCAGCAAGGGUUAUGAGGAAAACUACUUCUUUAUCUUCAGAGAUGGAGAUGGUGUUUACUACAAUGAGCUCGAGACAAGGGUGCGUCUGAGCAAGAGGAGAGCCAAGGCUGGAGCACAGUCGACCACAAACGCUGUGCUGGUGUGUAAGCACAGAGAUAUGAACGAGAAGGAACUCGAAGCCCAGGAAGCACGUAAAGCUCAGCUGGAGAACCAUGAACCAGAAGAUGAAGAGGAAGACAUCGACAUGGAUAAGGACAUACCGGACUCUGGUGAUGAGAAAGAGAAGGGCAGCGGCAGUGAGGCAGAGAACUCUGGCAGCGAAUCCGAGAGGGAAGACGAAGACCGGGAACAAAGGGGAGAAGAAGAGGAAGAGGAUGAGGACAAAGAAAAGAGGAGGAGGAAGCUGAGCGGUAGCGGAAGUGAGAGCGGCGAGGAGAGGACCAGAGAAAUGCGAGACGAGGAAGAGAUCUUCGGCAGUGACGAUGACAGCGAUGACAACGAGCCCAAGAACUCAGCCAGGAGCAGCGGGGAGGAGGGCAGCGGAAGCGAGGAUGAAGGAGGGAACAGAGGAGGCAGCAGGAGUCGCAGUGCCUCUCCAGCGCGCAGCGACCGCAGCAGCGACCACUCGGAGAGGGCGCAGAGUGGAAGUGGAAGUGAGAGAGGCUCAGACUCCAGUGAUGCCAGUGACAGUGAAUGAGAUCUGUGGUCCGGACAGAAAGGUGAUGGCCACCUAUCUUAUCUUUAUGUUCAGCCCCAAACAUGGCAGUGCCACCCUGUCACUGACCCUGAUAUUAGCUCAGUCCGGGGCUGUAGUUUCUUCAUGAUUGCAAAUAUCAAAUUAAAUUGUGUGUGCAAGAAUGCUAAUUGGUUUUGGACUGGGGACAUCUCUCUUCAAUCCAGUUUUUAUUUGUAGAUUUAACUUGCGCACCAGUAGCUAUUUGUACACCAUUUCUAUGUUUUCUUGUCUGUCAAAAAUAUUCAGGAUCAUGUAAAAAUCAUGUUCUUCUCUUAGCUUUUGACAUGUCAUUGAGUUACAGCUUUGAAGCGCAUAAUAAAAUGCAGGUGACAUUUUGUAAGAAA